Lates calcarifer (barramundi perch) is the source of this 2806-nucleotide messenger RNA. Its product is annotated as methylcrotonoyl-coenzyme A carboxylase 2. The record is from RefSeq and is a predicted model, not a curated record. Gene Ontology annotation, molecular function: methylcrotonoyl-CoA carboxylase activity. Gene Ontology annotation, cellular component: methylcrotonoyl-CoA carboxylase complex; mitochondrion. Gene Ontology annotation, biological process: L-leucine catabolic process. The transcript is spliced from 13 exons. Lineage: Eukaryota; Metazoa; Chordata; Actinopteri; Centropomidae. Bases 128 to 1963 code for a protein of 611 amino acids.
AAUAUAAAGAAGAAUGAUUUCUUCUUCUUCUUCUGGGGUGACUAAAAGAAAGGGAAUAAUUCUUUUCUGGUCAUUUUUAGCUACUAAAGUCGUGUAAUUAGCCGUCUUUUGGCAGAUACUAACAGACAUGUACCGCUGCAUGACAAGGAGUGUGUGCAGUGGAGGAAGAGUGUGUUCUGCCUUUGUGCCUCCUUACACCCAGUCACCAUCAUGGAUGUUGAGAAACACAGCAGAGGAGAGACAUCACAGUUUAGCUGAGCAGCAUUGGAAGUGUUCAGUCCGCUGUGUGAGCUCUGCAGCUAGGAAGAGGAGAUCUCUGCGUAGUGCAUUUCCAGUGCUGGAGCAGCCCCUCCAGCCCAUCCACCAACACGUGUAUGAGGCUAACCUCAGAAACAGCAAUGCCUGUCAUAAGAAGUUCAUAGAGUUGAGAGAGAAGGUGAGGAAAGGGGGAGGGGAGAAUGCCAUCGCCAGACACACACAGAGAAACAGGAAGUUGCUGGUCAGGGAUCGUCUGCGCCUCCUGCUGGAUGAUGAGGACUUUCUGGAGCUGUCACCAUUUGCGGGUCUGGGUCUGCCGUACGGGGACAUCCCUUCAGCUGGCUGCCUGACAGGUAUUGGCAGGAUCAAUGGUCUGUGGUGUGUGUUCAUUGCCAACGAUGCAACAGUGAAAGGUGGCACAGCGUAUCCAAUCACAGUGAAGAAGCAACUAAGAGCGCAAGAGGUGGCGAUUCAAAACCGCCUGCCUUGUGUUUACCUGGUCGACUCUGGAGGAGCUUUCCUACCACUGCAGUCUGAGAUCUUUCCAGAUAAGAACCAGGGAGGAAGGACAUUCUAUAAUGAAGCCAUCAUGUCUGCCAUGAAGAUCCCACAGGUGUCAGUGGUGUGUGGGUCGUGCACGGCGGGUGGAGCUUACAUCCCCACUAUGGCAGAAGAGGCAGUGAUGGUGCACCGGAUAGGGACGAUAUUUCUGGGAGGACCACCACUUGUCAAGGCUGCCACAGGAGAGGAAGUGACACCAGAGGACCUGGGAGGAGCCAGGCUUCAUGCUGAGGUGAGUGGCUGCGUGGAUCAUUUUGCCUGGGAAGAAAAGGAGGCGUAUGAUUACACCAGAAACAUAAUUUCCACCCUCAACUUCCAACUGCCUGAGGAAGAGGAGGAGGAUGAGGAGAAGAUGAAGAAGAGGAGAGCUGAGGAGGAGCCACUGUACAGUUCAGAGGAGCUUCUGGGUCUCGCUCCACAGAGUUAUCACUACAGUCUGGAUGUGAAAAUGGUCAUCAGUCGGCUGACAGACGGGAGCCGCUUCCAGGAGUUCAAAGCUCGUUAUGGAACCACACUUGUCACUGGUUUUGCAAAGAUACAUGGCCACCUGGUGGGAAUAGUAGCCAACAAUGGAGAGCUGUCAUACCAGGCCGCCCUGAAAGGAAGCCAUUUUGUCCAGUUAUGUGACCAGAGAGACAUCCCACUCCUCUUCCUCCAGAACACAGCACCCACAGCAGCUCUAACACUCUCCAUAACACAGGCAGAGAUCAAUAGUAACCGUCUGAAGGCUCAGGGUUCAAUGCUGUCAGCUGUAGCAUGCGCCUCCGUCCCCAAAAUCACCAUGGUGAUUGGUGGUUGCUACGGUGCUGACAGUUAUGCCAUGUGUGGACGGGCCUUUGACCCCAAUUUCCUGUUUCUGUGGCCCAACGCCAAAGUGUCACUGACGGCUCCAGGUCACGCCCACUCCCUGCUUCCCCCUGACAGUGAGCAGGAGGAAGAGGAGAAGAAGAAGCAGGAGGACAACUUUAACAGAAGAUUAAAAGAGGAGAGCUCGGCUUUCUUCUCCUCUGGCAGGCUUUGGGACGAUGGAGUUAUUUUGCCUCAGGACACCAGGAAGGUUCUCAGAGACUGUCUGGACAUUAUCAAACAGCAGCAGUAUCAGCUUUCCACAGAAAAACUGCAAUCAACACUUCUACGUAUGUAGAGGCACUUCUCCCUCUGUGGACACUACAAACAUCUGUCCAUCACUUAGAUUUAACUAGUGUUUUCCAUUCAGUCUGGCUGCUGUUACCCAUUGCUCACCUUUACCAUUGUGUACUAAGAGGAUUCACACCAAACUGUCACCCAUAUUCAGUAUGACUGGAGACUGCAGGUGAUGAUGAGCAUUAUUGUAAAAGUGUAUCUUCACAACUUAAAUAACACACAUUUAGUCCAGUGGUUGGACAUUCUGAAUACCAAUUUGUGUUUGCACACAGAGAUUACCUCAUUGCCAAUCUUCUAAUGUCCACCACAGUCCUGACAGUGCAUGUUUUUAUCUCCAGAAACCAAUGGCUACCUCCAUACACCUUGUUUUUUUCCACAAAAGUCACCAUUCUGCUCUAGUUUUUAACAACAUCAGGAACUUUGAUAUCAAGACUUCACAGAACAGUCAAAACAAUUCAACUGAAAGAUGAAAGUUUAUUUACAGUAUUUACUGACUUUUUACUGACUAUUGAUGCAUGUUCAAAAAUGAUUACUAGAAGGAUAACCCUGGGCACUGUACAUGUAGGUAUUGCAGUUCUUACAGUUUUGUGGGCUUGAGUAAAGAUAUCUUGUUUAAUCAGGUAAAAGUGCCUCAUCAGGUCUUGGCCUUCAUUCAUACAUUAAGGUACACUACACCUUGACAAGGUGCUGUUUGAUUGUGCUGUAGAUAAAAGUCUACAUACAGCAGCCCACUGGUCUGUUUUAGCCUUAACCCAAAUCAGGAGAGAUCUUGUUUUUGUUUCUUUCUUUGUUUUUGUUUUUUUAAACAGAUUAUAAUGUGACAAAAAAUUAAAUCUGUCCAAAA